Molecule: messenger RNA, 1893 nt
Organism: Xiphias gladius (swordfish)
Lineage: Eukaryota; Metazoa; Chordata; Actinopteri; Istiophoriformes; Xiphiidae
Gene: fam219ab
Product: family with sequence similarity 219 member Ab
Exons: 6
Coding region: 71-649 (192 amino acids)
Source: RefSeq, a predicted model, not a curated record
CUCGUCGGAACGAGCAGUCCCCAUCAUCUGGUUUCUGGAGGAGAAGGGAGGAAGGAGGCGCGUUGCCAACAUGAUGGAAGAAAUAGACAGAUUCCAAGUUCCGAGUGCCGUGCAGGAGGCUGAGAUGCAGGCUGAGAUGCAGCCGCUGGACCCGGCCUCGUCCACGGCCUCAGAGGCAGACUCAGACACCAGAGAAGGGGAACCUGUCACCAUCAACUACAAGCCCUCACCCCUGCAGAUGAAAAUAGAGAAACAGAGAGAGCUUGCUAGGAAGGGCUCGUUGAAGAACGGCAACACUGUCGGUAGUCCAGUCAACCAGCAGCCCAAGAAGAACAACGUCAUGGCCAGAACACGGUUGGUAGUGCCCAAUAAAGGCUAUUCCUCUUUAGACCAGAGCCCAGAUGAGAAGCCCUUGGUGGCCCUAGACACAGACAGCGAUGAUGAUUUUGACAUGUCUAGAUACUCAUCGUCAGGAUACUCCUCUGCUGAGCAAAUCAAUCAGGAUCUGAACAUCCAGCUGCUGAAAGAUGGUUACCGCUUAGAUGAGAUCCCAGAUGACGAGGACCUGGAUCUGAUCCCACCCAAAUCAGUCAACCCUACCUGCAUGUGCUGCCAGGCAACCUCCUCUACCACCUGUCAAAUACAGUAACGCUGCCCCUCUGACCUUCCACACCCUACCCCAUUCCACACAACAUAACACAUCCGCUCACAUCCGCUGUGAGUUUACUUCUCCGCCAGAGCGGCGACAGUGAAACAUUGGUAGAAUAUUGUAAUGACAGUCAAGUGCUAUGAUGAUAAUGACAAUGACAAAUAAUCAGAUUAACAUAUAGAAACUUUGGUUUAAAAUCUAGGAGAAGGAACAUGUGAAAAUAUUGAAUAUGUAUUUAAAAUAUGAUUAAAACUGGUGGUUUCCUCCUAUGGUAGGAAGUGCACUUGUGUUUGAGAGCCUUUCUCCUAGUGAACAUGAUGUAACUUAACACACUGAUGUUAGUAGACAGAAAACAAAGGGUAAAUUGAUGCUGUAAAGUGAUUUCAAUUUCCCUGAAGAAUAAGUAACAUUAUCAUAACUGCCGACUCAACAGUUCUGCUUACCUGAUUUCUGGUUUAGAUUUUUGCAUUUUUGUAGUUUUUUUUUUUUUUUUUUUUAAGUUUUUAUUUAAAUGUUUACUUUUUUAAACCUGAGGGAUCAGUAUGAUUGUAUGUGUUGAAGUGGAGAUAUUUGAGAAGUGUGGACUGCAGUCUUGGUACCCCAAAUUGAGGAUAUUUGGUACUGUAUUAAUUUUACUGUACAGGGUUGUUAUGUAGCACAGGCCAGGUCAUUGCACUCAUUCACACCACCCUCAACACUUUUGCUUCCUUUGCCCUACUGGCUUGAGGUGUUUCAUUACAGAGUUUAGGGAUGAAUGUGUAGACAUGAAUGGCUGAGGAACAAAGUGCAUGAAGAGCACCAGACUGAAUAAUUGAGUUGAAAAUGAUAAUCAAGUAGCUUGUUGCACAUUUGAUUUUUGCCCCAUUUCUGUCGUGCAAUCACAUGCUACUGUUGUGGCACUAGCUUGACUGGUAUUGUUUUGAAUUUGCAUAUUUUUGGUUUUUAUUUUUAGAGGCCCAUAUCUGUGUACUCUUUCCUGCAUAACAGUGACAGUGUCAUAUCUGAAAUGAACUGUGUUAAAAGGGAAGAUUACAUAUCGUUGCACCCACCCUCUAACAAAUGAUGCUCACAUGAUUCCCAUGUCCUCAAGGCCAAAGGGAAUGAAUGGGGGGCUUUACAUACAUUUUUCAGCACAGUCUGUUGUGUUACCCCGCGCUGUAUAUUUUCUCAGUGUCACAGAACCUGACGAUCGUUGGACAUUCCGUCCUCCCCAUUUCUAUCUUCACUCCACAGAUCAUUUAGAG